GAGUGUCAACAACUUCAACAAAGCGCCAAGUCUCCAGGGAAAGCAGCCUCGGGACCUCGCCGCCUACUACAUCUCUCCGGAAACGCUUCGCAUCCCCAAAUACGGCUUCAAGAAAAUCACACUGCAAGCAAAGUGCCCCAAUACAUUGCUCUGAGCUACUGCUGGGGCGGAGAUCAGCCCGUCAAACUUCUCAACCAUCUCGUGCAGUCGUGGGUAAAGGAUAUGCCUUACGCUCAAUUGCCGCAGACACUCAAAGAUGCUAUCCAAGUAACAAUGGACUUGGGCCUACAACAUCUCUGGGUCGACGCCCUUUGCAUCAUACAAGACUCAGACCAGGAUAAAGCAGAGCAGAUUUCGCGCAUGGCAGAUAUUUACGAGCAAGCGUACGUCACAAUCUCCGCCGCUAGAGCAACCGCCGUUCCUGAGGGCUUCCUCCAUAGCCGAUAUAUUGCUGGAGAGCAAAGCUUUCGGAUGCCUUUUACCUGUGAAGAUGGACAGCCAAGCGCAGUCAUACUCUGGCAAGGCAGAGAGCUAGAUGCAUGGGAGCCCAUUGACAAGCGAUCUUGGUGUCUUCAAGAAUCCAUCCUGUCGCCGCGAGUGCUUGAAUACGGUACGCAUAAUAUCAGAUACCACUGCGCUCGAAGCCGUGGCGAUGAAUCCCAGCUGCAAUCCGACGGCUGGAUCGGACACUCCAAAGCAUUCGCCCAGCUCAACAUGUCCCAUCCGCUUACAUCCAGCGUUGACUGGGCAAGUCUCGACGAUCCCUACAAAUUCGUCCAAGUCUGGCAGACGCUCGUAUCGCAUUAUACGCGCCGCGGUCUGGGCUGGUACCAGGACAAGCUCCUCGCCAUCUCGGCCAUUGCCAGAAAAAUGAGCCGCAGCACCAACAAGACUUACAUCGCAGGGCUAUGGGCAGAACAUCUCGGCGAGCUCUUACGAUGGCAUCCGAACCACGACCCAGAUGCACAGGAGACGCCGCGUCGACACGCUACGUAUGUUGCGCCGUCUUGGUCAUGGGGCUCGUUCAGUGGUGAGAUU
Trichoderma atroviride IMI 206040 is the source of this 1038-nucleotide messenger RNA. RefSeq lists its product as uncharacterized. The record is from RefSeq and is a predicted model, not a curated record. Lineage: Eukaryota; Fungi; Ascomycota; Sordariomycetes; Hypocreales; Hypocreaceae.